Annulohypoxylon truncatum is the source of this 2301-nucleotide messenger RNA. Its product is annotated as DNA polymerase alpha, subunit B. The transcript has 4 exons. Gene Ontology annotation, cellular component: alpha DNA polymerase:primase complex. Bases 203 to 2218 code for a protein of 671 amino acids. The record is from RefSeq and is a predicted model, not a curated record. Gene Ontology annotation, molecular function: DNA binding. Gene Ontology annotation, biological process: DNA replication initiation; DNA replication. Lineage: Eukaryota; Fungi; Ascomycota; Sordariomycetes; Xylariales; Hypoxylaceae.
CGAACAAUCUCGAGACGCGUCUAAUUUGUCCACUUUUGAAAAAGCGCGUCUCGAGUCCUCCAAAUUUACCUAUCUACCUACCUACCCACUACCAGGUAGAUAAUGUGAAGAUCAGGAAUAGGAGGGAUUAACGCUCAUCGCUGUUGAAUUGAGAUUCUCGUAUAACUAAUUCCCCAGAGUUCAAGUCGUUGACCCAAGCACCAUGGCGGAAGCAGACUUGCAAGAGUUGAACGAGCAGUUCGGCGUGCCGAACAAGGAUCUCGAGCCCGAUGUCGUCUCUGAGCUGCGAUCCAUCAUGAGGAUGCAUUCGCUGUCAGUCCAGGACUUAUACUUUAAAUGGGAGUCAUACUGCAUCAAGCUGGAUAUAGACGGAAAUAGACCGACCGUGGAAAGCCUGCGAGCUCUUAAACAAGAUAUCCAAGAUGCCCUGGAACGAAGCAAUCGAACGCACCAAGUCCAUAUCAAGACUGAAAAGCGUUCAAGCGGGACGCCACGUAAUGCCGUCAAGAAUACUAGCGAUGUCUAUGGCAUGUUGGAAGGGAUGGCUCCUAAUACUCCAGCUACGGGAAAGUUCAAGAACGCCUCGAAGAGGCGGAAUCCGCAUGAGAGCCCCUCUAUAACAAGGGUAAAGGGCAAUAUCCUUAGCAGCUCCCCUGACUACAAGAGCCAAAGCCCAUUAAAAAUAGAGAACCAAUUAGACUCUAUGAACAUUGUCUCGGCCACAUCCUUUAAUGAUCGCCCCAAUCCUGGAGAAGUAAUAGAGAUCCUAAACGAACAUCUCAAACCACCAGCACCUGCAAUAGUACCUUACGCAGAGUCUCGGGUCAAAUUGAACGCAGCAUCAGAUCUUAAGAAGUUGGGCUAUAAAACCCUUGCGAUGAAAUCCUCAGAAGCAUCCGAGAUUUUGGAUGACCGGAUAGACGAGUUUUCAGGCCUUGUCAGAGACCAUUACAAGAUAGACGAGAGCGAAUUUGGUAGCGCAGCUAGCCAAAGCACCACGGAAAUUGUUGCCGUUGGUCGAAUUGCGUCGGAUUCUUCAGAGGGCAAGCUCAAUGCGGCGUCUCUUGUUUUGGAGACUUCGAGGCGGACUGGGGGAGGCCUAAGAAUUCCCUUGAACUUGAAAAGGCUUGGUAGUUGCUAUCAGUUUUUCCCGGGACAGAUUGCUGCGUUCAGGGGUAUCAACUCAUCUGGCAAGGAGUUUGUCGUCCAAGAAGUGCUUGAGAUACCUCUGCUUCCCAAUGCCGCAUCCUCUCCGGCGGCUAUCGAAGCUCACCGAGAAAGACUUCGGGGUGGGCCGGAUGCGAUGGAGUCGGACGACGAACCGGCGCCAUUGAACGUAAUUAUCGGCUCAGGUCCCUAUUCGGCUGAUGACAACCUCGAUUUUGAGUCCCUCCAUGCCCUUUGCAGCCAGGCAGCAGAUACGUGCGCCGACUCUCUCAUAUUGACAGGGCCGUUCAUCGACGUCGACCAUCCCUUAAUUGCCACAGGCGACCUUGAUCUGCCAGAGGAAGCGGGAGACCUCGACUCUGCGACAAUGUCCACCGUUUUCAAGUACAUGAUUUCCCCAGCCUUGAAUCGCCUUGUUGCUUCUAAUCCCACUAUUACUAUCCUCCUGGUACCAUCUGUACGCGAUGUUGUCGAUAGACAUGUAUCCUGGCCGCAAGAUCUUAUCCUCAGGAAAGACCUGGGAUUGCCUAAAGCGGCGCGUAUAGUAGGUAACCCAAUGACGCUCUUCAUUAACGAGAUGCUGCUUGGUAUCUCAUCCCAGGACAUCCUCUGGGAUUUGCGUCAUGAGGAACUCGUUGGUGCUCGGACCGCAGAACCCAACUUUUCUUCGAGGGCCCCGAAAUACCUGAUCGAGCAACGGCACUAUUUCCCAAUAUUUCCUCCGGUUGACCGGCAGAAACUUCCAAAAGCAGGCACGGAAGAUGGUUUGCCUACCGGUGCUAUGCUUGACCUGAGUUACCUGAAGCUAGGAGAAAUGAUGGACGUAAGACCCGACGUCAUGAUUGUGCCGAGCGCUCUGCCCCCCUUUGCAAAGGUUGUUGAGAGUGUUCUAGUGAUCAACCCAGGGUACCUCUCCAAGAGGAGGGGCGCAGGCACAUAUGCUCGGAUGACAUUAUUUCCACCUAAGGUAACAGAGGAAGAGCUGAAUAAGGGAGGAGUAGUAGAUCACAAGGUUUUUGAAAGGGCUAGGGUUGAGAUUACGAGGAUAUAAUUCUUUCUAUAGAAUUCACUGCAUUAUACUGAGUCCCAAGUAAUAGGAGAAAGGCGCAAGAUGCCUUUGAUCAUUAGUCUGGC